Ilyonectria robusta is the source of this 1110-nucleotide messenger RNA. RefSeq lists its product as uncharacterized. The transcript is spliced from 6 exons. NCBI's taxonomy places the organism in Eukaryota, Fungi, Ascomycota, Sordariomycetes, Hypocreales, Nectriaceae. The record is from RefSeq and is a predicted model, not a curated record. Bases 1 to 1110 code for a protein of 369 amino acids.
AUGUCAAGCAUGUCGCCCACCGCGGUAAUCGCUGGAGAAUGGGUCCUGCUAUCCUUGGCCAUCAUCUUGGUGGCUGCUCGUCUGUAUGUUCGGCUGUACAUGAACAAAGACAGGAUAUACUGGUCGGACGCAUGGCUUUUGAUCGCUGUCUGCUCUGCUUUGGGGCUGGUCAUCUGCGACACGUUGGCUUACAAGGCCAAUGCCAUGUUCAACUUUGUUGACCCGGGUGUUCGAAUGCUCAAGAUUCGAUUUGCUGUCAAUUACUUCUUCGAUACCGGCAUGUACUUUCCCAAGUUCAGCAUCAUCGCCUUCUACUACGCGCUGGUCCCACCCACCCAGCCCACGAUGCGAAUUGCCUUAUACACUCUUACCGGCAUCACGGUCGCGAGUUGUCUCGUUACAUUCUUCGAUGCGACACUUUGGUGCGGAGCUGAUAUUGCUUCGAACUGGUCACCCGAGCGUGGUGUUUGCAGCGCAUAUAAUUCAUUGAUAAUGAUGCGAAUCCACUGGUCUCUCAAUUUUACCACUGAGGUCCUGAACGUCGCUUUUCCUUUCCCACUAAUCCGAGACUUGAAGCUCCCAAGACGUAGGGAGAAGAUUGGUCUUGCAGUGAUUUUAGGCCUGGGUGUGAUUACUAUCGCCAUAAGCAUUGGGCGAUUCACUAAUAUGGUUACCUCGGGAAAUGGUGCCUUUUCCAACUAUCUCUGGGCUACAUCCGAACUCUGCGUAUCGAUCAUACUUGUGGCGCUCACAGCUUUACGACCAUUGCUCCGAAAACUGGCCCAUAUUAUCAACUCCAGCAUCAACAGCAGCGAUUACAAGUCCGGCUACCGAGGCACCUCGACCGACGCUCGAUCCAGAACGAACCGAUCGAAAGCAACGCACACCCAAGGAUCCGGCGCAUACUGGCGAACUGGUACGCAGACCAAGGGGGGUGUCUUCAAAGAUGAUGCUGGCAGUGAAGUUCAGCUAAAUGAUUUGAAGUCAGGAAGGGUUAUGAAGACGGAAGAGAUUCGGAUCUCGGUUGAGACGCUCUCCAAUGGAGACUCUGUGGAAUAUCCAGCCGGCCCCAGGAAGCCGAUGGGGAUAGAAACAUCAGUCAUGGCAUGA